Molecule: messenger RNA, 2079 nt
Organism: Eutrema salsugineum
Lineage: Eukaryota; Viridiplantae; Streptophyta; Magnoliopsida; Brassicales; Brassicaceae
Product: IQ domain-containing protein IQM4
Source: RefSeq, a predicted model, not a curated record
GAUUCUUUCCUAUGAUUCUGACCCAAGAAGAGCGAGAAACUCAUAAAGUUUACACCUUUAGUUGUCCCUUGAGUUUGGAUAUUCUAAAUAGUUUUCAGAUGCUGUCAAUGUGUUUGUUGAAAUGUCUAAAUGAGAUGAUUUAUCUAAGAAGGCACCAAUAAUUGGGUUGGUGAUGAUAGCAAAUGACCUCAGGGCUUUGUAAAAUUUGGAGCAACAAGUUGAAUAAUCCUGUCUUUUAUAUAUUGUUGUUUUAUUCAGGAGAUGGGUCUUUCUCUCUCACUGCUCUUGUCUGCUUGGAAAGAAGUCUUGGCGAAACAGUUCUUCAGUUUCAAGAACCCUGUCGAGAGCUUUCUUCAAAUCAGAUCCUUUAGCUUGAGGAAAGACGGAGGCUUGACAUCAAGAACCAGCAUUUUCAAGAGAGACAAGCCGGAAAACUCUCUUCAGACUGGUAUGGAGAGGUCGUUGAGCUUCAACAGCUGGGAAGUCCCUGUAGGAGGCAAGGUUGAACCGAUGAAUAAAGCAGAUGAUCCGAUUCUCGACACGGAGAAGCCUACUCGAAACACUUUGAACCGAAGAACCUGCGAGAGAAUCCAAAUAACAAAACCCACGAUUACUCCCCCUAAGCCUUUUGUGUUCUUCUCCCCAAGACCAAUCACCGAGCUUGACGCAGCUGCAACUACGCUUCAGAAGGUGUACAAGAGUUACCGGACAAGAAGGAAUCUAGCGGAUUGCGCGGUUGUGGUAGAGGAGCUCUGGUGGAAGACUCUGGAUGCUGCAGCUCUGAAAUUGAGCUCGGUUUCCUUCUUUGAAGAAGAGAAACAUGAAACCGCUGUUUCCAAAUGGGCACGAGCUAGAACACGAGCUGCGAAGGUUGGAAAAGGCUUGUCAAAAGAUGAAAAAGCUCAGAAGUUAGCUCUUCAGCAUUGGCUUGAAGCCAUUGACCCACGCCAUCGUUAUGGCCACAACUUGCACUUUUAUUACGAUGUCUGGUCAGCAAGCAUGAGCGCACAACCAUUCUUCUACUGGUUGGACAUUGGCGAUGGAAAAGAUGUUAAUCUUGAACACCACCCAAGAAGUGUUCUGCAAAAACAGUGCAUUAAAUAUCUUGGACCAAUGGAGAGAGAAGCCUACGAAGUGAUAGUAGAAGAUGGGAGGCUAAUGUAUAAACAGAGCAUGAAUCUGAUUAAUUCAACAGAGGAAUCCAAGUCGAUUUUCGUACUUAGCACCACUAGAACCUUAUACGUAGGGCAGAAGAAGAAAGGUGUUUUCCAACACUCGAGUUUCUUAUCUGGAGGCGCCACAACCGCUGCAGGAAGAUUGGUCGCCCGCGAUGGUAUCCUCGAGGCUAUAUGGCCAUACAGUGGACACUACCUCCCAACAGAAGACAACUUCAAGGAAUUCAUAAGUUUUCUGGAAGAGAACAAAGUUGAUCUCACCAAUGUUAAGAGGUGCUCUGUGAAUGAGGAAUAUUCGUCAUUCAAAUACGAAGAGGAAUCAAAAGAAGAAGAAACAGAUAAUAAACCUGCAGAAACCAGCGUUACAGAAGAGAAAGAGAGAAAAAGACCGGUGUUCGACCUGUCCAAGAGGCUAUCUUGCAAAUGGACAAGUGGAGUUGGUCCACGAAUCGGGUGUGUCAGAGAUUAUCCAAUGGAACUGCAGUCACAAGCAUUCGAACAAGUCAGUUUGUCUCCUCGGAUUUCGCCUACUUAUGCACGUUUCCCACCAUACGGUCCAAUUCCUUCUCCAAGGCCUAGUCCUAGAGUAAGGGUCUCUCCACGCUUAGCAUACAUGGGAAUCCCAAGCCCUAGAGUUCAAGUAAACUGUUAAGCCAUUGCUCUUAACUUAAUUCACCAAGAAGUGAGUGUUAUAUGAUAUGACCCUUAAGCUAGUGAGGUGUGAGAAAGGGUUUAUUGAUCUCCCACCCUUUGUUUUUUGAUUCAUUUCACAUGAAUUUCUUCUUUUAGCUCACUUUUGUUAAUUUUGUCUCUCUAUUUUUAAUAAUUCGUUCUUCGUUGGUUAGAUGAAUGCCAAGGCUGUAAAUCCAUUACUUCUUAUCAAUAUAAUGAAUAAUCUUCCAUC